GGGGUGGAUUCCUGCAGUCUCCCAUCGGUCAGUUGAGAGCAGGUCCGCGGUCCGCGAACACAGCGUCCAGCUCUGAACUCACACAUCGCAGACUUGCCAGUGUGCGUGUGUCGCAGCCGAGUUUAGAAUGGGGAGAUUGGCACCGGCUCGAUCAGUCGUCACAAAGCCUCUGGAUGGGGAGGAGUUCAGGGCGAUGGGCCACCAGAUGGUGGACUUCAUCGCCGACUACUUCCGCGAUCUUGAGACUUAUCCUGUCCAGAGUCAAGUUCAGCCAGGGUACCUGAAGAAGUUGCUGCCAGAGAGUGCCCCGCAGGACCAGGACUCGCUGGAGGACAUAUUUUACGACAUGCACAGCAAGAUAUUUCCUGGCAUCACGCACUGGCAGAGUCCCAGCUUCUUCGCGUACUACCCGUCGCAAACCAGCACAGCCAGCAUCCUAGGCGAGAUGCUGAGCGCCAGCCUGAGCGUGGUGGGAUUCAGCUGGAUCACGUCCCCAGCUGCAACGGAAUUGGAGAUCAUCGUGAUGGACUGGCUGGCGAAGAUGUUGCAGCUCCCAAGCGAGUUCCUGUCCACGGGCAACGGCGGAGGGGUGAUCCAGGGGACGGCGUGUGAAGCGAUUUUGGUAGUGAUGCUGGCAGCGAGGAAGCGGGCGAUUGCGAGGGCGGCCGCGGAACAGGGCAUCUCAGAGGCCGAGGCACUUGGGAAGCUGACAGUGUACACGUCAGACCAAGCCCACGCCUGCGUGAACAAGGCCAGCCAGCUGGCGGGGAUCGCGACGAAGAACCUGCGGCUAAUCCACGCGGACGCGUCCACGAACUACGCUGUGUGCGCAGACAAGGUGGCGAAGUGCGUCGCCGCCGACAAGGCGGCCGGCCUGAUUCCGUUCUUUCUUGUCGGAGUGAUUGGCACGACGUCGUCGGCAGCCGUGGACCCCCUGUCGGAUCUGGGGGACAUCGCUCAGGAGCACAGCCUGUGGUACCACAUAGACGGAGCGUACGCAGGGAACGUGUGCAUCUGCCCGGAGUACCGGCCGUUGUUGAAUGGCGUGGAGAAGGCAGACUCGUUCGACAUGAACCUUCACAAAUGGUUCCUGACCAACUUCGACUGCUCCUGUCUGUGGGUGAAGGACAGGUCGCCGCUGUUGGCAGCGCUCACGACCAACCCAGAGUACCUGCGCAACAAGCAGUCGGAAGCGAACGCGGUGGUGGACUUCAAGGACUGGCAGAUCCCUCUCAGCCGCAGAUUCAGGGCUCUGAAGCUGUGGAUGGUGCUGCGCAUGCACGGGUCCGAUUUCUUGCAGACGUAUCUGAGGAGCCACUGCGAGCAGGCGAAGCAUUUCGAGACCCUGGUGCGAGCGGACUCCAGGUUCGAGCUCAUGUCACAGAGGAUAUUCUCGCUGGUGUGCUUCCGGGUGAAGCCGGCGGCGGGGGACAAGGACAACGGUUACACGCUGAACAAGAAGCUCGUGGAGGCCCUGAACACCGGUGGAGACAUCAUGCUCACUCACACGACGUUGGAGGGCGUGUACACAAUCCGGUUCGCUAUUGGCGCAGCCCGGACGGAGAUGCGGCACAUCGUCGCGGCGUGGAAAGAGAUUCAACGUCAAACCUCGAAGCUGCUCAAGUGCUAGGGGCAGGCGGCAACGGUCAGCAGGGAAGGGUAAAGUGGGGAGUGUGAGCACGAGUGACGUUGCUGCCGUGAGAGUGGAGGCUUUAAGACGGAGGUAGGAGGAAGGCAUUUGUCUUAGUGCCCCUUUUUUUAAAUAGUUCUCAUCUGUGUGGGAGUGCGACAUCUCUUCAUUUUUCUGACAAUUAUGCCGAGGAUAGCGGGAAGAGUGGAGAAAUGAAGAUAAAGGAAUGCUGAUUUAUUGAUGCCGAGGAUCGUGGGAAUAGUGUGGGAAAACGAAGUUGAAGCAAUGAUGUCCUAUCUAUAUAAGUGCUAGAGAACUGGAAGUUUGAUAUAUUUAGUUGUUGCUUCAAAGAAAGAAGCAGAUAGUUAAGAGUCACCAAAGGUCAGAUAUUAUCUCUUAAGGAAGGAAAAUUUGAAUGAUUUGUGUGGAACACCUAAUUAGUGAUAAGUAUAAAUCAAAUUUACUCAAGUUAAUAUAUUGAUUAUGUAGAAGAGUUAGAGUUGUGAUGAGAGCAUUUUGAGCAGAAAAUAGCGAGGUGGGUCAGUAGAAGUCAAUAAGAGAGCUAAGAUAGAAUCUAUGUAAUUUGUAGAUAUGAGAUUGCCGUACACAACUAGAAGCAAUUUUUCUUAAGUGAGUAUGUCCAUCACUAUUGAAAUACUA
This is a messenger RNA of Physcomitrium patens, 2290 nucleotides long. Lineage: Eukaryota; Viridiplantae; Streptophyta; Bryopsida; Funariales; Funariaceae. The record is from RefSeq and is a predicted model, not a curated record.